Molecule: messenger RNA, 960 nt
Organism: Fragaria vesca subsp. vesca
Lineage: Eukaryota; Viridiplantae; Streptophyta; Magnoliopsida; Rosales; Rosaceae
Product: protein FAR1-RELATED SEQUENCE 5-like
Exons: 2
Coding region: 169-750 (193 amino acids)
Source: RefSeq, a predicted model, not a curated record
GCGACUCCUGCUCUUCUACUCCUGCCUUAUACAUUUUGACUCACUCUAUCUCUUCUUGAAUUAUGAGUCCCUCUAACUCUAAAGCUCUUUAAUUUCAUGUGAGAGGGUGAAAAUUUUUGCUGGACUCUUUGAAUUUAAGGAGGAAGGCUGUUAUUCAGGACAGAGACUAUGUUUCAAGAGGCAAUUACUUUAGAGUCACUUCCAUGUUCUGUUGAGACCACCAAAGUGUAUACUCCACAAGUUGCAGAUGUGUUCAUGCCUACAAAAAACCUUGAGUUUAGAACCCUUGAAGAACUUUAUAAAUUUUACAAUAAGUAUGCUUUUGAAGCUGGGUUCAGUGUUCGGAGAAGUACUACUGCCAAGAGCAAAGAUGAUUCAGAAAUUAUAAGACAAGAAUUUUGUUGUUACAAAGAAGGGCAUUCAAAGAAGAAAACUGUUCAGCCAAAGAAGCAGAAAGGGAUUGUAAGAACUGGUUGUCUGGCAAAGAUUGUUGCUGUGAAGAGAUCUAGCAUGUAUGUAGUCACUCAAUUUAUGGAGGCUCAUAACCAUCCUUUGACAAGUCGAGACAGAGUUCAUUUGUUACCAUCUCAUUGUCAAGUUUCAAAUGCUACCAAAUGCUUAACCAUGGAACUUGGAUUGGUAAAUAUUCCUACUCACCAACAAAUCAGUUUUCUUGAAGUUCAAUCGGGAGGAAUUGAGAAUAUGGGCUGUACAGGAAAAGAUAUAUACAAUUAUGAAAGAGAUAAGUGAAAAAAGUUGCAGGGACAUGAUGGAGAUAUGUUGUAUGCUCACUUUUUAUCCUAGCAGGAGAAGAAUCCAUUUUUCACUUUCAAGAUAGUUGAAGACAAUGAAAAUAGAAUCAAACAUUGUUUUUGGGCAGAUGCGACCUCGAGGAAGGCUUACAGUCAAUUUGGGGAUGUGAUUAUCUUUAUACAACAUACAACACUAACAAAUAUCGGU